AUGACCCCUGAGAUUAGACCUCCAGUAUAUCAUAUGACCCCUGAGAUUAGACCUCCAGUAUAUCACAUGACCCCUGAUAUUAGACCUCCAGUAUAUCACAUGAUCCCUGAGAUUAGACCUCCAGUAUAUCACAUGACCCUUGAGAUUAGACCUCCAGUAUAUCACAUGACCCUUGAGAUUAGACCUCCAGUAUAUCACAUGACCUAUGAGAUUAGACCUCCAGUAUAUCACAUGACUCCUGAGAUUAGACCUCCAGUAUAUCACAUGACCCUUGAGAUUAGACCUCCAGUAUAUCACAUGACCCCUGAGAUUAGACCUCCAGUAUAUCACAUGACCCCUGAGAUUAGACCUCCAGUAUAUCACAUGACCCCUGAGAUUAGACCUCCAGUAUAUCACAUGACCUAUGAGAUUAGACCUCCAGUAUAUCACAUGACCCCUGAGAUUAGACCUCCAAUAUAUCACAUGACCCAUGAGAUUAGACCUCCUGUAUAUCACAUGACCCCUGAUAUUAGACCUCCAGUAUAUCACAUGACCCAUGAGAUUAGACCUCCAGUAUAUCACAUGAUCCCUGAUAUUAGACCUCCAAUAUAUCACAUGACCCCUGAGAUUAGACCGCCAGUAUAUCACAUGACCCCUGAGAUUAGACCUCCAGUAUAUCACAUGACCCCUGAGAUUAGACCUCCAAUAUAUCACAUGACCCCUGAGAUUAGACCUCCAGUAUAUCACAUGACUCCUGAGAUUAGACCUCCAGUAUAUCACAUGACCCUUGAGAUUAGACCUCCAGUAUAUCACAUGACCCCUGAGAUUAGACCUCCAGUAUAUCACAUGACCCCUGAGAUUAGACCUCCAGUAUAUCACAUGACCCCUGAGAUUAGACCUCCAGUAUAUCACAUGACCUAUGAGAUUAGACCUCCAGUAUAUCACAUGACCCCUGAGAUUAGACCUCCAAUAUAUCACAUGACCCAUGAGAUUAGACCUCCUGUAUAUCACAUGACCCCUGAGAUUAGACCUCCAGUAUAUCACAUGACCCAUGAGAUUAGACCUCCAGUAUAUCACAUGAUCCCUGAUAUUAGACCUCCAAUAUAUCACAUGACCCAUGAGAUUAGACCUCCAGUAUAUCACAUGACCCCUGAGAUUAGACCUCCAAUAUAUUGCAAUACAGAAAUGUAG
Molecule: messenger RNA, 1170 nt
Organism: Hyla sarda
Lineage: Eukaryota; Metazoa; Chordata; Amphibia; Anura; Hylidae
Exons: 1
Coding region: 1-1170 (389 amino acids)
Biological process (GO): attachment of mitotic spindle microtubules to kinetochore
Source: RefSeq, a predicted model, not a curated record